AGAGAGGGGAUUGAGAGGAGCAGGAGAGGAGGCUAUCUCAGGGCUGCUCUCCACUGCAGCGUCUGGCUUUCACUAAAAGGUCUGUGACCGUGCUUUUCCUGCGCUUGUUUUCCUAAUUUAUUCCUGCCGGGGCCAGCUGAAAAACGGGUGGAAAAGAAAAAAGGACGAGUAGAAUAGCAAAUAGUGCAACAGUACACCCUGACUUGCUGACAGGGAAUGUGGAGAGGUUCUGGCCUCUGGUUGUUACUGCUGGAUGGACAAGCACUGACAAAACAGGAGACAACACUUUGUGGAGCUUUGAGAGAGGAGGAGAUUUCUCAACUCUGCUUUUUGUUGGGGCUUUUUGUUGUUUUUCUUCUGUGACAUUUGAGCCUCUGACACCGCAUACUCUGAAGAGUUGGGGGAGCCACAAGAAAACAUAAUUUCACCAGACACAGAAGAGGAGGACAUACUUUGUAGCUGCAGAGACAACAAAGACAUCAUUCCCCGAGUGAAAGGAGUGGAUUGUCUAUCUUACCACUUAUUACUCUAAUAUCAAGUGUGGAGGCUUUGUGGUCGGGUCCUCUCCAAAUCAUAAAGGAAAAAAACUAAAUCCAAUUUCCAAAAGUCUUUUUUUUUUCUCUUUUGGCACUCAUGCGAGCAUUUCCGGAGCAACAUAUUAUUUUUCCUCUUCAUCGCGAACACCUCUGCAUCUAUAACAGCCCCGACAAGUCAAGAGUGCGUCUGGACUAGAACUGCCUCAGAUCAGCAGAUAACACCUCUGCACGGCAGGAACUGGUUGGACUAGUUUAUAAGUUGGAGGAGAGGGCAGGGCAGUUGAACCCUGCCUGAAUGAGAGCCGCGUUUUAUUUUCCUCUCACUUGCUUGCUUUGGGAGAAAGUCGAGCAGUGAAAGAGGGACAGAGCCACUUAUUCCUUUGGAGAGCGUUUUGUUCCAUAUUACUAUGCUCAGGGAUAGGUAAGGUGUCUUUUUAAACUUCUUCCAGUGGGGGAGAGGUAGAGGGAAAGUGGGAGGGAGAAAGAGAGAGGAGUCAAAGUGUAAUUUAUUGUUUCCAGUCAAAAGAGCAAGGCUGCACCCUUUUCUCCUGCCUGAACUCUGAACCACUCAAUGUGUCUGAAGUUUUCUCAGACCUCGGGAGCCAUUGAUCGAAGGUCAGGGCAGAGAACACAAGAGUGAAAGACAAGAACAGAGGAAGCCGAGGGAUUAAAGAAGAGCAAGAGAAAAAAACAGCACUGGGGAGGACCUCCAGGUCAUUCCAACCAGACGGCAAAGGGGAGAAAGGUCAACACGGAAGAGUCCGGGACAACUUUUUUUCCCACUUCUAGUUCUUCUUGGACAAAACCGGCCUUUAAUACAAGUCGGGAUCGUUUUUUAGACUUAAGGGGUAGUCGGAGGCUGGGGGACGGGGAGGGUUUGUGUAUGAUCCACUCACAGGGCUUCGUGUCUCAAAGAAUAUGGCCAUGGUGAGCGGGGGAUGGGGCAACCCCAACGGGGACACUAAUGGACUGGGGGAGAAGGCUUACCUGAGGAGGGAGGAAGAGGAGGGCUCGCCUCAGGCCGGGAGCAGCGAUGUAGAAGUCGGGGACGAGGACAAGACCUGCGUGGUGGACUGUGUGGUGUGCGGGGACAAGUCCAGCGGAAAGCACUACGGCGUGUUCACCUGCGAGGGCUGCAAGAGCUUCUUUAAGAGGAGCAUCAGAAGAAACCUCAAUUAUUCCUGCAGAUCUAAUCGAGAAUGCCAAAUCGACCAGCAUCACCGCAACCAGUGCCAAUAUUGUCGUCUGAAGAAAUGUUUCCGUGUAGGAAUGCGCAAAGAAGCAGUCCAGAGGGGCCGAAUCCCUCCAUCUCACUCAGGUAUCAGUCCCAACUCCCUGGCUGGUGGUGUUGGAGGUGCAGGGCCGGGUCACAUUGGGGCGGACUUCUUCAACGGGCAGCCGGUUUCAGAGCUCAUCUCCCAGCUCCUCCGAGCUGAGCCGUACCCCAGCAGCCGCUACGUGACCCCGUACAGUCAAGCCCAGAUGCAGGCAUCUGCCAGCGGAGCCUCCGUCAUGGGCAUCGACAGCAUCUGUGAGCUGGCUGCCCGGCUCCUCUUUAGCACUAUCGAGUGGGCCAGAAACAUCCCAUACUUCCCAGAACUUCCAGUCUCAGAGCAGGUGGCGCUGCUGAGGCUGAGCUGGAGCGAGCUCUUCAUCCUGAACGCAGCUCAGUCUGCUCUGCCUCUACACAUGGCUCCUCUGCUGGCAGCUGCCGGGUUCCACUCAUCUCCCAUGUCUGCUGAGCGUGUGGUGUCCUUCAUGGACCAGGUCAGGGUUUUCCAGGACCAGGUGGACAAGCUGAACAGGCUGCAGGUGGACUCAGCCGAGUACAGCUGCCUCAAAGCCAUUGCACUAUUUUCACCAGAUGCAUGUGGUCUGACAGACCCAGCCCACGUGGACUCCCUACAGGAGAAGGCCCAGGUGGCCCUAACCGAGUACGAGAGGUUGCAGUACCCCAACCAGCCUCAGCGCUUUGGUCGCUUACUGCUGCGCCUGCCGGCUCUGCGCGCUGUGCCAGCCAACCUCAUCUCCCAACUCUUCUUCAUGCGGCUCGUGGGCAAGACACCCAUCGAGACGCUGAUCCGAGACAUGCAGCUAUCGGGGAGCUCCAUCAGCUGGCCCUACGUACCAGGACAGUGAACCCAGCUGACUCCAGAGGGAGGCAGACUGAGAUUAGACUGGAUUGAAUCAGAGCUCACACAGAUUAUAUAGCAGGUACAAACUGGAUGUCGUGAAUACAAACUGAUAUAUAAUAUAUAUAUAUAUAUGUUUGCAGCACUUGUCAGUUUUGCUCUGACCCCCAUCUGAUCUCUCUCUGUCUAAUACUGGAGAAAAACAUAGGGCUUUAAUUAAACAUCAGACUCUAAUAUGAGGCCAUGUGCCUGUACUACCUCCUCCCAUAUCAUCCCUAAUGUGACUAAGUUUGAACCCAGGCUCUAUGUGUUUCCCUCUGCUUUGUUUAAAAUGACGCCAUAGCAGUGGAACUUUACCAGGCAGAGCUUUAUAUCUGGAAGAAGUUGUUCAGAUCAAACCUGAGUUGUGUGAUGUCUUUUUGUGGAAUGAAUUCUCAGACUUUGUUACCAAAUUAAUUUGUGUGAAAACUGAGAAGUAUCACCUUGUACAGCAUUUAAACAAAGAAGACGCAUUGGCAUUGUAUUGCAUAUUAUACUAUAUUACGUACUUUAUAGACAAGACAUUUCUAUGGAAAAGUUCAACAUUUUGGGAACUACGGCUAUUUACUUUCUUGCAAAGUUAGAUGAUGAGAUUAAUUGCACUUACUCAUCUGUACAGUAAAUAUGAGGCAAGAGCUAGCGGCCGGUUAGCUUAGCUUAACAUAAAGACUGGGAACAGGUGGAAACAGCUAGCCUGGCUUUGUUCAUAGGGAACAACAUCAAUCCGCAGACCUCCAAUGCUCUCUAAUUAACGCACUGUAUUCUAUUUAAUCUGUACAAAACCUGAGGUGGAAAAGCAACAUGUGUAACGGGGUCAUGUGCUGGACUUUUGCUUGGUCCGGCACUUGUAACUUUCUGGAGUCUCCACUGGUUGCAUCAGCUUCGCAAAUAUCCCCCGUAAAACAGCUAGUUAACCCUUUACGCAGUGUUUUGAUCGGAUUCAACUAAUUAAAUACAGUUCGCUGUUUCCAGUCUUUAUGCUAAGCUAAACUAGCCAGCUACCAGUCUAGCUUCAUAUUAAAUAACCGUACUUCUCAAAAUGUAAGAAUGAAAGAGCUAUUGCUUCAAUGUAGUAUAUUAUACAAUAAUGUUCUUGCAACAUAAAGUGGUGAAUGUACUCAAACAAACCUGGCUCCUCAGACAGUCGCAUCCCUCGCAAACAUUAUUACCUCAUGUUUUAUACAUCAAAGACAAAUAUUGUAUAUUGAUGUGCUAAAGAUAAAUAUAAAGGGAUCAAGGUGUCAUUAUCACAGAAACCUUAAACACUAAUAUUCCCCUUAGACCUGUCUGUCCAAUAGAUUUAAAUAUAUUUAGAAAUGUAAGAGGACACCCAAAGUUUUGACAUAUCUAGAAAGCUACACUUAGUUGAGUGACCCUUGUUUUUCUGGUUAUUCUCUCCAAACUGGAGACUUGUUUCCUUUACUUUUAUGAAAGUAGAGGUUGUUCAUUUCCAUUUUCUUUCACAUUCAUGGUCCCCUUUUAAAACAGUGUGUUGCUGAAGUGGACAGAGCUCAUGUGCAGAUUCUUAUUGUGCUUGUGCAAGGUACUCCAAGUGUUUCAAGUGUUGUAAAGUGUACAAUGUGUGUUGGUACUGAGAUAAAAGGGUACUAUGCAGUCACAUCCAUGAGUGUUGUUGCCAUGAAGUGGAGCUCAAUGUGAAACAUGUUGUUCUUGCCAAAUUAACUGACUGAAAGAAAAGACAAUGUGGGGGGGAAACGUGUUUUUGGUCAAACUUUUUGUAUUCCCCAUAAAAGAGACAACAGUAAUCCCUGAUAUUUCAGUCAACUUCGUCAACGGCUCUUCAAGCUGUUCUUAAAUCACUUUGUGUUAUUGGUUGGAAUAUUAGUGAUAGUGAUUUGACUGUUUAGCUAUAUUUUUUAAAAGAAGCAUGUUUCUUUGACCAUGCCAAACUAAAAAAAAAUGAAAAAGAAGUUCAUACGACUGGUUAUUUUUGCAUUACGAGAAAU
Molecule: messenger RNA, 4674 nt
Organism: Cyclopterus lumpus (lumpfish)
Lineage: Eukaryota; Metazoa; Chordata; Actinopteri; Perciformes; Cyclopteridae
Gene: nr2f6b
Product: nuclear receptor subfamily 2, group F, member 6b
Exons: 5
Coding region: 1455-2675 (406 amino acids)
Biological process (GO): cell differentiation; anatomical structure development; negative regulation of transcription by RNA polymerase II
Molecular function (GO): RNA polymerase II cis-regulatory region sequence-specific DNA binding; nuclear receptor activity; zinc ion binding
Source: RefSeq, a predicted model, not a curated record